Messenger RNA from Zea mays, 1182 nucleotides. RefSeq lists its product as uncharacterized. The coding region runs from base 224 to 1075 and encodes 283 amino acids. Gene Ontology annotation, molecular function: protein binding. The transcript is spliced from 7 exons. The record is from RefSeq and is a predicted model, not a curated record. Gene Ontology annotation, biological process: anaphase-promoting complex-dependent catabolic process; protein K11-linked ubiquitination. Lineage: Eukaryota; Viridiplantae; Streptophyta; Magnoliopsida; Poales; Poaceae. Gene Ontology annotation, cellular component: anaphase-promoting complex; nuclear periphery.
CCCACCGUGCGCUAUCCGCGCGACGGAUCCACCAGCCGCCGCGAGGAAACUUCCGCCUCCUCCUACCGCGCGCUGGCGACUGCAUCUCCCGGGGCCAAGCCCUCGAUCCGGCGUGCUUUGUCACCGGCAUCGAGGCAGUAGGUGGGAGACAAGAGGGCUUGCGAGGGCGGACGCGGAGCAUGGCGGAGGAGCAUAUCGAAGAGGCGUCCAUGGCCAUCGCCGGAUGCGGAGCAUGGCGGAGGAGCAGAUCGAAGAGGCGUCCAUGGCCGCGACGGUAGCGGUCCGCACCCACUCACUCACCCGUUGCCUCCAAACUCAUUUCUCCCGAGCGCCGCCGCGAGCCUCCGUUUCAGCUUCGUCCAUGGCUUCCCUCACCGGAUCUGCUCUCUCCUUUGCGAGGCCCGUCAAGACAAAAAUGGCAGAAUGGAAUCCAGAGAAGGAUCUGCUUGCUAUGGUUACUGAUGACUCCAAGGUUCUUCUCCAUCGCUUCAAUUGGCAAAGGCUUUGGACAAUCUCUCCAGGGAAGUGCAUCACAUCAAUUUGUUGGAGCCCUGAUGGUAAAAUAAUAGCACUUGGCACAGAAGCUGGCUUGAUUCUUUUGCAUGAUGUGGAGACAAAAAUGGCAGAAUGGAAUCCAGAGAAGGAUCUGCUUGCUAUGGUUACUGAUGACUCCAAGGUUCUUCUCCAUCGCUUCAAUUGGCAAAGGCUUUGGACAAUCUCUCCAGGGAAGUGCAUCACAUCAAUUUGUUGGAGCCCUGAUGGUAAAAUAAUAGCACUUGGCACAGAAGCUGGCUUGAUUCUUUUGCAUGAUGUGGAGACAAAAAUGGCAGAAUGGAAUCCAGAGAAGGAUCUGCUUGCUAUGGUUACUGAUGACUCCAAGGUUCUUCUCCAUCGCUUCAAUUGGCAAAGGCUUUGGACAAUCUCUCCAGGGAAGUGCAUCACAUCAAUUUGUUGGAGCCCUGAUGGUAAAAUAAUAGCACUUGGCACAGAAGCUGGCUUGAUUCUUUUGCAUGAUGUGGAGGUGUGUAUCUGGAUGAUGAUAAAAAUUGUCGGUGUCUAUUGUAUCUUUGUAUGAACAUUCGUUUGUACUUCAUAGACACCUGAUCCAGUGCCUAUCUUCUCUUAAUAUUUUUCUAAUUGCUUAUUCUCAUUUUUAUAUCAUGCUUAAACCUUAUGAGCGAA